Messenger RNA from Ceratosolen solmsi marchali, 2406 nucleotides. RefSeq names its product zinc finger protein 554. Gene Ontology annotation, cellular component: nucleus. Gene Ontology annotation, biological process: regulation of gene expression. Gene Ontology annotation, molecular function: protein binding. The record is from RefSeq and is a predicted model, not a curated record. Lineage: Eukaryota; Metazoa; Arthropoda; Insecta; Hymenoptera; Agaonidae. The coding region runs from base 153 to 2084 and encodes 643 amino acids. The transcript is spliced from 4 exons.
GCUAGUCGGCCCUGGUCGGCCGGAACGCGCAGGCGGCGAACGCGUCCCCGGACGAGGAUGCGACGAGUACGCGUUGCCCUAGGCCCGAUCGAUGCAACGCGCGCGACCGCGAGAUCCGAGACUUAUAUCGCGAUAGCGAGCGACCCGCGAGUAUGGACGUGAUAAGGCUCGAGGGCCGGGCCCCCGACGUCGGGGACUUCCUCAAGGAGGCCAUGCUCUCCCAAAGAUUCGCCGACGUCGCACUCUGCUGCCCCGGCGGACAGAAGUUCCUCGCUCACAGAUUGGUCCUGUCCGCGGCCAGCCCUUACCUGCAGGAAGUGCUGCUGGCGCACAGUGGCUGGAGCAGCUAUAGCGAGCCGAUCACAGUGAUCCUCGCGGAGGUGGAGGGCCCGGAGCUCGCGGCCCUCCUCGGCUUUGUGUACACGGGUAGCACGACGGUGCCGCGGGGUCGCCUCGAGGCCUUCCUCCACGCGGCCGAAGCCCUGCGUAUUCGACUCCCGGCGCUACCCACCCCGGGCGACGAUUACGUCCGCUGCGAGCAGUGCCCCGAGGGUUGUUGCGGCCCGGUCUGGCCGGGAGCCGUCCUCCCUCCGCCGGACUACAAUCACGCCGGCGAAGACCUGAGCUGCAGGGAGAGUUGCUGGCGGCUGCCCAGGAGGCAGGUAGCAAACCAGGUAACGGCCUCGCCCUGGCAUCAGAUACUCAGGCCCCAUCAUUCCCCGAAGCUGCAGCCGAUCAUCCUCCAGAGCCACCAGGAGCCCGUGGAACAGGUGCUGGAGACAUCGUCAGGCCGGUUAUCACGGCCGGAGGCAUACGGAACGCCCUCCCCGAGGCUCGGCGAGCUCCAGUCUCUCUACGAAGUUCCUACGGCAAGUGAAUUCUAUGGGUCGACGAUCCCCAGGGUGGCCAGCGUCCCACCGAGCCAGAGUCGCGUUAAGCCCGAGCUUUCACUACCCGUAAGCCGGCUCUGUGAUUCCCUGGCAACGGAGACAUCGACCCCCGAGCCCCCGUCACAACCCGUCAUCUUCGUCGUCAAGAAGGGUACCCCGGUGCUCCUUAGCGAUGACAACAACAACAACAGCAGCAGCAGCAGCAACAACAACAACAACAACAACAACAACGACGACGACGACGGUAUCGACAGCAACACCAACAACAAUAAUAACAACGGCGUUGGCGGUGUAAACACCAGCAGCUGCAACAACGCGAGUCCCAAGAUUGUAGAGGCUGCCUCGGCUGCCAACGACCAUCACAAGUGCGAACAAUGCGCCAAAACUUUCGUCACCAGAGCAUCUCUCAAGGUCCACCUACGUACGCACUCCGGGGAAAAGCCCUUCCGAUGCACCGACUGUGGCAAGCAAUUCUCCCAGUUGCGCAACUACAAGUACCACCGGUCGGUCCACGAGGGCACGAGGGAGUUCGCCGCGAGCUGCCCGGAGUGCGGCAAGUGCUUCAACGACCGGGGCUACCUCAGCUCCCACAUGAAGAUCCACCGGAACCGCAAGGAGUACGCCUGCGCGGAAUGCGGCAAGAGCUUCAAUCAGCGCGUCGCCUACAACAUGCACGUGCGCAUCCACACGGGCCUCAAGCCCCACGAGUGCGAGCAGUGCGGCAAGGCCUUCUCCAGGAAGAUGCUGCUCAAACAACACCUGCGCACUCACUCGGGCGAACGGCCCUACCAGUGCCAAGUCUGCCAGAAGGCCUUCGCCGACCGCUCGAACAUGACCCUCCACACGCGACUCCACUCCGGCCUCAAGCCCUAUCAGUGCACCCUCUGCUCCAAGGCCUUCACCAAGAAGCACCACCUCAAGACCCACCUUAACUACCACACGGGCAGCAAGCCGUACUCCUGUCCCAACUGCACACUCAGCUUCUCCCAGAGCAGCAACAUGCGCACUCACUACAAGAAAUGCGCCCUUAACAAUCCCAAGCCCGAGCAGUCGACGGGGAAAGCCGAACAGCCAACGACGAGCCUCACGCCGCCCAACUCCGAUCAGGAAUCAGGUGCCCUACAGCCACCCGCCACAACCUUCCACCAGAGCCCAGACUCCGGCCUCACCAAUCUCCCCGCACACAAAUCAUAAUCAAUUUACGCGUAUCUACGAUCUUCUAUUUUAGACUCUAUGCAUACGUUACGGUCGGCCGGCAAUACGAGCCAUCGACCAUUCAUGUCCAUUAAAUUAUAAUAAAUAUUACGUUCAUGUACGUUUGUCUGCCUAACUCUUUACUUUCACGACCCCUCUGCUCUACCUAUCCUUUUCUCGUCUGGGACUACUCACCUCGGCGACAGCUUCGAACAAGGUAAGAAUAACAUUACAUCUCCAUAGACUUUUUGUUUUUUUCACCAAACUUACGUCGCUUCACGAUUUCACGCUCACACAUACACAGAGCCAUUAAUGAAUUAUU